AAUCAAACAAUAACCCCCGUGUGUGUGGUCAUAUUCAUAGGCAAGGGGGGAAGAGCGUCCAAAGUUUACUUCCUCGGUAUUACACUAAAAACAGGAACAUGUUCAUCACCCUCCUCGGCACCAAUUUAUCUCGUGUUGCGUGGGAUUUCUACUCAUCUUCUUCAUCACGGGCUUUAUGUGGAAAUCGACUCGGUUUGUUUAAUUUGAAUUCAACUCCUUAUAAUUUAUUUUAUGUUUUCAGAAUUGUUGUUUCUUGAUGGUAAUCUACCUCUAGCAACAGUGCUUUUUUCAGCAAUAUUUUCUAUUGAAAUUUUGAUGCGGUGGUCUAUGGUUUUCCCUUGCCUGGCUGCCCCUCAAGUGCAAUAGGUGAAAUACCCAGGACCAAAAUCCAGUGGUGGCAGCGGCCACCACUCCACCCCAGUUGGCUCCAACCCUGGAUUUUUCUUUAAUUAAACUGGAAUGCAUUUUGGAAUAUAGAAGCUUUCAAUGAGUAUGAGUUCGGAGUGUGAUUAGAAGCAAGAAUGCACCAUGACCCUCUUUUUCAUUCAUCUACCUCUUUCCUCAUGCCUAUUCACACAAGAUUCAAGUCCACAGUAAAUGCUGGUACGGCGGCAUCCAAACUUGGAAACCUCCUUGUCGUGGCCUCAAUUGCCAAAGCUCUGUCAAAGCCUGGAGGAGUUAAGUCACUGGAAAAGGAUAUCGAUUCUAUUUCCUUAUCCGAGGAUCUUGUCCUCCAACUUCUCCGUCGCAACUCUCUUGAUGCGGGUAAGAAAUUGGAUUUCUUCCGCUGGGUCUCUCUUAGAUUGAAUUACAAGCACUCGACAGACACGUACUCUCAAAUCUUCAGAACCAUUUGUAAUUUUCCCCACCAGCACCAUGAUGAUAUUUUCGACUUGCUAGCCUCCAUGAAGCGCGAUGGGCUGGUUCUUGAUUCAUCUACUUUUAAAUUGAUCCUAGAUUCGUUCAUUAAAUCUGGAAAGUUUGAUUCAGCUCUGGAAAUUUUUGAUUAUUUGGAGAAAGACCUGAUCAGGAUCGGCUGUUUGAAUGCUGAUAUAUAUAGCUCGGUUCUCGUUGCUCUUGUGAGGAAAAAUCAAAUCAGCUUAGCUUUAUCUAUUUUCCUCAAGCUCUUGGGCUCCUCUUCCGAUAUAAAUGGGAAGAUUGUCAUUCCUGAUGCUAUUGCUUGUAAUGAGUUGCUUGUUGGUCUUAAGAAAGCUGACAUGAAAGAACAAUUCAAACAAGUUUUUGAUAAACUACACGAUACAAAGAUCUUUCCACUGGAUAGAUGGGGUUAUAAUAUAUGCAUGCAUGCAUUUGGGUGGUGGGGUGACUUGGCUACUUCUUUAAGCCUGUUUAAAGAGAUGAAAGAAAAGAGUGGUUCUUUUAGUCCUGAUUUGUGUACCUAUAAUAGCCUCAUUCAUGUGCUUUGCUCUCUUGGGAAAGUAAAGGAUGCCCUGAUUGUUUGGGAGGAGUUGAAGGGAUCCUCAGGUCAUGAACCCGAUGCCUUCACUUAUCGAAUUCUUAUUCAAGGCUGCUCUAAAUCUUACAGAAUUGAUGACGCAAUGAAAAUAUUUGGUGAGAUGCAGUAUAAUGGUAUACGCGCCGAGACAGUUGUUUAUAAUUCUCUCCUCGAUGGUUUGCUCAAGGCAAGGAAGCUGAUGGAAGCAUGCAACCUAUUUGAGAAAAUGGUUGAUGUUGGUGUCAGGGCCUCUUGCUGGACCUAUAAUAUUCUAAUUGAUGGGUUGUUUAAAAAUGGAAGGGGAGAGGCUGCUUAUACUAUGUUUUGUGAUUUGAAGAGAAAGGGCAAUAAUUUUGUGGACGGGAUUACUUACAGCAUAGUCAUUUUGCAUCUUUGCAGGGAGGGUCAGCUUAAGGAAGCAUUGCAGCUGGUAGAAGAGAUGGGCGCCCGGGGAUUUGAAGUAGAUUUAGUUACUGUAACGUCACUUUUGAUUACAAUUCAUCGAGAAGGUCAGUGGGAUGGGGUGGAGAGGCUUAUGAAGCACAUUAGGGAUGGGAAUUUGGUUCCUGCUAUUCUUAAGUGGAAAACAAAUAUGCAGACUUCACUGAAAAAUCCAGAGAGCAAAUCAAGGGACUUUACACCCAUGUUUCCAUCUGAUGGUGAUUUUACUGAGAUUUUAAGGGACACUAAUUUAGCUGUAACAGGAAAUGAUGCCGGGCUUAGUGCAGAGGACAUCAAGCUACAAGUUCAUGAAACUGAUGAGUGGUCGUCUUCCCCUUAUAUGGAUCUGCUGGCAAACCAAAUCAGUUCAAAGAGUCAUUCUUAUCAACCUUUCUCUCUUUCAAAGGGGGUACGAGUUGAGGCUAAAGGUUUAGAUUCUUUUGACAUCGACAUGGUCAAUACCUACUUAUCUAUAUUUUUGGCCAAGGGAAAAUUGAGUUUAUCAUGUAAGUUAUUUGAAAUAUUCACAAAUAUGGGUGUUGACCCUGUGAGCUACACUUACAAUUCCAUGAUGAGUACGUUUGUCAAGAAAGGAUACUUCAAGGAGGCUUGGGGUAUUUUCCUUGCCAUGGGUGAGACUGUUUGCCCUGCAGACAUAGCAACAUACAAUGUGAUAAUUCAAGGCUUAGGAAAGAUGGGAAGGGCAGAUAUUGCCUGUGCUGUUCUGGACAAACUAAUGAAGCAAGGUGGUUAUCUUGACAUUGUAAUGUAUAAUACUUUAAUUAAUGUACUUGGGAAGGCUGGCCGGAUUGAUGAAGCAAACAAGCUAUUUCAACAGAUGAAGACUAGUGGAAUAAAUCCUGAUGUUGUCAGUUACAAUACACUUAUUGAGGUUCAUAGCAAGGCUGGUCGGUUAAAGGAAGCUUAUAAGUUCUUAAAGAUGAUGUUGGAUGCUGGAUGUGCACCAAACCAUGUUACUGAUACAACUCUUGAUUUUCUGGAGAAGGAAAUUGAAAAACUUAGGUACCAGAAGGCUUCGAUUAGACGCACUAAAUUGGAUGAUUCUUUAUAAGGAACAAAUUUAUUACUGGGUUUAUUGAGGUAUACUCUGAUCUUUGUGCAUCAGUACAUCGUGCUUGUGACUUAGUUGCAAUUAGACAUCUCUUGAAAACUGUAUUUUAUUGUGAUAUUAUUGAAUAAUUUUGAAUACAUGGACUAGUUUGUAAGGAAAUAUAUUUAGCUUCAAGAUGCAAUUAAACGACAAUUGCUAAUCGUUUUGUAUUAUAUGGUAUUGGUGGAAUAAUGUAAGCUAUAUGGAUAGUUUGUAGGAAAAUAUUCUUUAUAGAGGUUUGAAAUUUUAA
This is a messenger RNA of Olea europaea var. sylvestris, 3258 nucleotides long. Its product is annotated as pentatricopeptide repeat-containing protein At4g01570. The coding region runs from base 522 to 2969 and encodes 815 amino acids. Lineage: Eukaryota; Viridiplantae; Streptophyta; Magnoliopsida; Lamiales; Oleaceae. The transcript has a single exon. Gene Ontology annotation, molecular function: protein binding. The record is from RefSeq and is a predicted model, not a curated record.